CAGUAUACCUCGAGUUGGUGGACUCGUCUCGGCUCCGCAGCUGCGCGGUUGGUGUAUUUGAUUACAAAUAGCAGACGAAUCGUCCAUAGAUCGCAACCACAACAAAUGGCAGUACAGGAAAAUAUUUAGCUUCCUCACAACUCAUUUUAUGUGCGUUCAAUGGAAACGUCAGACAAGAUGUCCUCAAUCUUUGCCCGUAUAUUAUUUUUCCCUUCAUUAGCAUACAAUGUAAUGAUGGAAAAGAUAUCAAGCAGACAGUGGUAUAAUCACGUCGACAAUCAUGUAAUUCUGGGAGCUUUGCCUUUACGAUAUAAAACUCGAGAGCUCGUUGAACAAGAAAAAGUUAAUGCAAUUGUUUCCCUUAAUGAAGAUUAUGAAGUUAGAUAUUUAACAAAUCAACCAGAGGAAUGGAAAAAGCUAGGUGUUGAAAAUAUUCGCUUUUCUGUGGUUGAUAUGUUUGAAGCACCUCCUCAAAAAAUGCUCUUAGAGGGUGUGGAAUUCAUGAACAAUACAGUCUCUAAAGGUGGUGUGGUAUAUGUGCACUGUAAAGCAGGUCGUUCAAGAAGUGCUGCUCUAGUUGCCUGUUACUUGAUGAAGAAACAUGGCUGGACUCCAGUACAAGCUAUUUUGCAUCUGAAAUCUGUGAGGCCACAUAUUCUCCUUCCUCCUAAUAAAGUUGAAGCCUUGGAUACUUUCUAUAAAAAUGAAGUUUUGUGCAAUUCAACAUAAUGUGUUUAUUGUGACUAGAUGAAAAGCUGCAUGAUUUAUAAAGCUAUCACCUGUUCAGCUUCUCCCCGCAACGGGCAGUACGAAGAAGAUACAGAAAAAUUUCUGAAUUCCAUGGUCGUAAACGACGGCCGACAAAAUGGCAAAAAGAAUUGUGCAAUCCCU
Molecule: messenger RNA, 891 nt
Organism: Daphnia pulicaria
Lineage: Eukaryota; Metazoa; Arthropoda; Branchiopoda; Diplostraca; Daphniidae
Gene: PTPMT1
Product: phosphatidylglycerophosphatase and protein-tyrosine phosphatase 1-like
Exons: 6
Coding region: 160-729 (189 amino acids)
Biological process (GO): protein dephosphorylation
Molecular function (GO): phosphatidylglycerophosphatase activity; phosphatidylinositol-4,5-bisphosphate 5-phosphatase activity; protein tyrosine/serine/threonine phosphatase activity
Source: RefSeq, a predicted model, not a curated record